Molecule: messenger RNA, 639 nt
Organism: Lathyrus sativus (Indian pea)
Lineage: Eukaryota; Viridiplantae; Streptophyta; Magnoliopsida; Fabales; Fabaceae
Source: the annotation of a GenBank genome assembly
AUGGCAGUUUCUGCAAUUGGUUUUGAAGGUUUUGAAAAGAGGUUGGAAAUAUCCUUUUCUGACCCAAGACUAUUCUCUGACCCUCAAGGAAGGGGAUUGAGAUCUCUCACAAAAUCCCAAUUGGAUGAGAUUCUUUCACCAGCUGAGUGCACCAUUGUGUCUUCUCUAUCAAAUGACAAUGUUGAUUCCUAUGUUCUAUCGGAGUCCAGCCUCUUUGUUUAUGCCUACAAGAUCAUAAUCAAAACCUGUGGCACUACCAAGUUACUGCUUGCAAUCCCACCGAUAUUGAAAUUGGCCGAGUCUAUUUCUCUUAAUGUUAGAUCUGUGAAGUACACCCAAGGCAGCUUCAUUUUCCCUGGUGCUCAGUCUUUUCCUCAUCGCCACUUUUCUAAAGAAGUAGCUGUCCUUGAUGGCUUCUGUGACAAACUUGGAUCAGGUAGCAUGGCUUAUAUUAUGGGUGGAUCCGAUGAAGCCCGGAAUUGGCAUGUCUACUGUGCCUCCGCUGAUUCCGCGAGCCUAGCAGAUUCUGUCUACACACUCGAGAUGUGUAUGACCGGUUUAGGCAGAGAGCAAGCAACCCAACACUUCCCAACAGUACAACCAGAAAAAUCUCUGUUUCCGGCAGUUGUUCAACGUUAA